AUUGAGCGUUGAAGGAGGGAACGAUGUGCAAAGAGGGAAAAUCGAAGCUUGAACCUGCGAGGAAGAAUUGAACACCAGCCGCGCCGCCGCCCGCCCACCUGCGUCGUCCGCCACUCCGCCGUCCCUGCUUCUUAUCUGGACUCAGGCAGUCCUCCUUUGCCUCCCUCCAGGACUCCAGCCGGCCUCCAGAAUGGAUAACGAACACAUUGCCAAGAAAGGAAAGGUGUUAAUUUCAUCAUUCUUUCCAAAAGUGAAUCGUCAAGCUGGUGAAGGAAGUUCUGAACCUAUACCUACAAUAGUGCAAGAUCCACUCAAUGAGGUUCCUCCAUAUGCUCAAGUCCCUGAAAUCCAAACUAUCUCAAAUUUGGAGUUGUCUCCAUCUUUUUCUAUUGAGAGAGACCCGGGAAAAAGAAAGCAAAUUCAUGAAUAUCAUGUCAAUGUACGAGAUGAAAUGAGACGUGCAUAUCUAAAUGUUGGGCCUUAUCAACCGAGAAUGGAAGCUUAUCCAUUUAAAAAGAUUGGAGCUCAAAAACGAAGUUUUCAGAAACACUGGUUUGACAAGUUUAAUUUGUCAGAAACGAGUAAGGAGGAUAUAAGCUAGAGUGCUAAGAAUAGAAAGUUGCUAACCCCUUACAAUGAAAUAAAUGUUUCUAUUUAUACCACCAAUGGGUAGUUGGCUAUGCUGACGUGGAGUACUACGAGUGGGUGGAGUGGGUGGAGUCCCAACCACCAGAUCAUAGUAUUUAUAUACAUAUAGUAGUAUAUACAUGUCGAUUACAUGUAUAUACUACGCACUGUUAUACUAACCACCAGAUCAUAGUAUUUAUAUACAUAGUAGUAUAUACAUGUCGAUUACAUGUAUAUACUACGCACUGUUAUACUAGCACCCAGUGCCGAUCCUAUCUUAAUUCGGGCCUGAGUCGAACUUCACAGAAGGCCCUGUAGACUAUAAUAGAUUACUCCGUAUAAUAUUUCGUAGUCUACGUUGUUUUUAUGUUAAAGAUUAAACAUCAC
Messenger RNA from Cuscuta epithymum, 1014 nucleotides. NCBI's taxonomy places the organism in Eukaryota, Viridiplantae, Streptophyta, Magnoliopsida, Solanales, Convolvulaceae. The record is from the annotation of a GenBank genome assembly.